AUGAAAGUUAAAUCGGAACAAAUAAAAAAGCUACGCUACUUUGAAAAGAGGGAAGAAAAUAAUUCAAAACUUAUCAAAAACAGUGAUGAAGUUGAAGAGUACCACGUGAAGUUAAAGCCCCAUUCCAAAUGGACAAAAAAAAAACUUGAAAUUAAGGACUCCAAACCACAAAACGUCAACAAAAAAUUUUCUGGAAAAUCACCAAUUAAUAUUAAAAACUUAGAGAAACACUCCCGUGGGGAUGGAAUUUCAGACAAAGGAGUCAAACAUCCUCUGUAUGCAGCCAAACUACAAAAGAAAGAACUUAAAUAUAGAUUUGCUCAAAACCAAGCAGCACGGGCUGAUAUACUAUUAACAGAAAAUGCAGGUUACUUAGAAGUGGAUGAUGAUCAUAGAACAACAUGUAUAACCCAAAAGGAGAUUGUAAAGAAUGUUGAUAUUACAGCUGCUACAAAGAUUUUCAACCUUAAUCUAGAUUUUGGCCCAUAUAGGGCAAAAUAUUCAAAGAAUGGCAGACACUUGUUACUUGGUAGCAAGAAAGGUCAUCUUGCUGCUUUUGAUUGGGUCACUAAAAAGCUACAUUGUGAAAUUAAUGUUAUGGAAUCCAUUCAUGACGUGAGUUGGUUACAUGUAGAGACAAUGAUAGCAGCCGCUCAAAAGGAAUGGUUGUACAUUUAUGAUAAUACAGGAAUGGAGUUGCAUUGUAUGAAAAAAAUGGAUAAAAUAUUGAGGAUGGAAUUUCUUCCAUAUCAUUUCUUACUAGCGGCAGUUAAUGAAUACGGAUUUAUGUCGUGGCUGGAUAUAUCUAUAGGAGAAAUAGCGGGUCAUUACAACAAUCACUUGGGUAGGACUUCUGUGAUGACACACAACCCUUAUAAUGCAACAAUAUGUUUGGGAAAUUCUCAAGGUGUCGUAUCGAUGUGGUCUCCGACCGUCAAGAAGCCUCUUGCCAAAAUAUUAUGCCACAAAACGCCCCUGAGCGCUAUCGCUGUGGAUCAGAAGGGAACGUACAUGGCCACGACGGGUGUCGACAAAAGUUUGAAGAUAUGGGACAUUCGUAACAUGGAUGGUCCUUUACAGCAUUACCGACUCAGAAGUUCUGCCGUCGAGUUGGAUUUCUCACAGAAGGACAUGCUGGCCGUCGGAUUGGGAGAAGUUGUGGAACUUUAUAGUGACACCUGUACGAAAACAGCGGACAAACCAUACAUGAGACACAAAAUGGCCAAGUCGAUAUGCAACUUCAAGUUCUGCCCUUACGAAGACGUACUCGGAAUCGGGACCUCCGGUGGAUUCACGAGCAUUCUAGUGCCAGGCAGCGGCGAGCCCAACUUCGACGCGUACGAGAGCAACCCGUACCAAAACAAGGCUCAGCGCAAGGAGGCCGAAGUCAAGGCCCUGCUGGAGAAGAUUCCGGCGGACUUGAUCGCCUUGGACCCCUUCGAGGUCGUCAAGGUGGACGUGCCCACGCUCGAGGACAAACUCGAAGCCAAGGCUAAGUUACCGCACGUGAGGCGAAAGAAGAUCGACGUGAAGCCGAAACGUAAAAAUAAAGGACUGACUACUAUUGCUAGAAAGAAAAUAAUUAAGGAAAAGGCGAGAAAGGCUCAAAUAAUAGAAAGCAUUAAAACACAGACGACCCCGAAGGAGCCGAAGGACAGACAAAAGCCGAGCAAAUCGUUUGGCGUUUUGGAUCGUUUCAUUUCCAAACCGAAACCAAAUAAAUAA
Messenger RNA from Pieris macdunnoughi, 1725 nucleotides. NCBI's taxonomy places the organism in Eukaryota, Metazoa, Arthropoda, Insecta, Lepidoptera, Pieridae. The record is from the annotation of a GenBank genome assembly.